Pocillopora meandrina is the source of this 9224-nucleotide messenger RNA. Lineage: Eukaryota; Metazoa; Cnidaria; Anthozoa; Scleractinia; Pocilloporidae. The record is from the annotation of a GenBank genome assembly.
CAAAUCAAAUGGCAUCAAGGUUAUACAGUAGAUGAUACAUUCUUUUAUAACUCACAACAGGACGUCAGUCUGCAAGGCUUCACGUCACGAAUGUAACAUGAGCGCGGAGUUGCGAAAAUCUGCUGGCUCAGACAUCAAGCGACUGCAGGAGAUGGUGAAACGGCUUGAAGAACAAAAUGCGCAACUAAAGAGCACGGAUAGUCGGCGUGUCCCCUCGAACAGAAUCAACGACGAUAACAUGGUCAAAGUCAAGUUAAAUUUGGAUGAUGUCCCAUUAUUGGACUUGAACGCUAUGGUAGAGGAAGAUGAGGAUACAUGGUGGGUAACUUUGGUGAUUUUCGCUUUCUUUACUCUAGGUGGCUUCUCAAACAAUUUCAUUAUCACUUACCCUUGGACUAAUCCAAGCUUAGUUAGCUCCUUUGAAAUGUUUUUUCAGUAAACAGUACGAGUGCAUUACUUCUCAAGUGAGCGGCUUUUCUGUUUCAAUCUGUCAUAAUAGUUGUAGAGUUUUUCUUCAGUCAUAAUCACAUGUUCGGGUAAGCACAGAUGGUUUUAAUAGAUGAAGACGUCAUAUUCGAUCAAACAACCAAAUCUAUCGUAAUUUGUAAUACCUGUACAUUAUUCAACUCAACGUGGAAUCUACGUGUGUUUGUUUUACAUGAUUAAAAAGUAAGAUGUUUAUGGUGUCGUCAUUUUGGCGUCUGUCCUCAAAAGAUCAUAAGUAAGAACCAAUCAAAAUGCAAGAAUAAUUAAGCUUAUUAUACAAUUAAAACUUGUACCAUACAUGAACACUUGUAUGGUUGCAGGAAGUGUAAAUCUCAGAAACCCUACAUUGUUUUGUUUUGUGUUUGGUUUUGUAUUUUUGUUUUAUACCCGAUUAGGUUAUAUGUGUCUCCAAGCCAUCCACCCUCUGUGGAGCAGAAGAGAGUAAGUCCUUUUAAGUAUCUGAAGGACAACUUGGAUGUACCUGAACUCAAUAAAGUAAGAGGCUCUCUUUUGGCAAAAUUGGAGUCUAUUGCAGCACAGGAAGGUAUUGGUUCUAAUACAGUUUAAAUCAAUAAUAAGUGAUAAUUAUACAUGUCAUUCCUCUUUAUAUUUGAGAAAUCAUUCUUAAACAGUACAUUCAGAAUUUGUCCCAAAUAAUAUCAAUGUGAUAUCAAGAAGACAAGUGCUGAGAAUUUUAAAAAAUAUAAACUUUUGGAUUUUUAAAUUCUCUGAAGUAGCAUAACAAUUGUGUGGCAGACAGAAAGGAGAAUUACUAUAGAGGUCUUGAGAGUGAAAGGGUUCAUCUUCUUGUAUCAUUUAAAUGACAUUGGUUGUGUAUAACACAUAUGGACUCAGGUGUAACUUUUCUUGAGUGUUCUAACCAAUUGAUGAUAUUCAAAUACAUGUACAUUGAAACCAAUUGCAUCAAAGUCUCCACUAGCAUAUACAAGGAAAUGUGACAAAUUGUCAAAAACAUUUUGAAUGUUACAUAUUUACAUCUACAACAAUAUUGAAUGUGAGAACUGCCAGAUAUGUGUUUCACCUAGAUCAUUGUGUGAGGUACUUAAUACAAUACAAGUACAUGUGCUUUGUAUCCAUGGUUUGUGUGGUUUGUUUUACAGAGGCAUUGUCUAGAUCUCCCCCACAUACCAGUGUAGACUCCCAUCACAAUUCAGUGCAGCAACAACCUGUUCAUGAUGACAGUAUGUUCUUUUAAUAACUAUUGUUUUACUGUUACUUGGUUGUGCAAUUUGAGGUGUAGAUUUUAUUUAAGGGUGCAUUCCUUUGGGAUGAUCCAGAUCAGGAUUUCUGAUCUGUGGCAUUUGUUUGAUGCAAAUCCCUUUUUAGAUCAUUGAUCCAUUGAAUCCACUCUGGAAUUCAUCAGAUCAGUGAUUUGGAUGAUCUCAAACUGGUCAUUGGAUCACUGAUCUGCUACAUUCCAUUGGCAUGUCACUCAGCAUUGUGGUUUUUGCUUAGAGCAUCACAAGUACACUAUAUAUGAAAGCAAAUUUGUCAUUGUUCCCAUUCUCUGGGUGUACUCAAUUUUAUUGAAGUAAGUAGUUGUAAUUUAGCCCUGUUUCUGCCUGUGUUGGCUAAAAUUGAAAAAAAAAAACUUUGUUUGGUAAUCAAAGCUGGGUAUAAUUUGUUUGUUUGUUGCAGCAAUGUCUUGCUUUUCUAACUUACAUUCAGACUAGUCAUUGAAUAAAAUCUCUUUGGAAUUCAGUCCAUGCAUUCUAUAGCUCACAUAUUUAAUGAUAAAAAACACCCUAAGAACUGAUUUGUGUCAUUCUUGAUGUAUAAAUAAAUUACUACAGGGCAGCUGAGUGAUGAUAGUGACAAUGAUGAUGAACAUGUUCAAGUAAAACCAAGGAGACGUGUUCCUAUGGCAACUGCAAACCAGGAUGAUUCUGACUUGACUGUACGAGGUUUGUUCUGUAACAUUGUGAUGCAGUUGAGCAAUUUGAUGUUUGUUACUCAGUGAUCUAACAUAUACACCAUUCUGUUGAUUGUUUGUUUUUAAGAGGACUUUUUGCCUUGUAGUUCAAUUUUAAUUGUAGUUCAGAUUUUUUUCCACUGAAAUUUUAGCUCUAAAGUUUUGUUUGUUUGUUUUUUUUUUCCUAUUUAAUACUCAGUGCAAGACACUCAAUUUGAUAAACCAAUUCAAUCAUUAAACCGAUUCAUGAUGCAAUUUGUUUGUAUAAUUUAACAAUCAGAUUAAAAGAACACUUUAUCAGUUUGGUUGACAAUAAUUCCCUUUACAUUUAUGAUAGGCCCUGUGAGAAGAAGGGGAACACCAUCAACAGGUAUUGAAAACCAAUUGUUUCUAUCAAGUUAUGAUUAGAAUAAAAAUUUCUGAUUUAAUAGUGGUACAUGAUUUAUGUGUUUAAAUCAUACUUUGGCUGAAGUGAGGGAUGCUAACUUUGGCUCUUACUUCUCCUUCAGCCCUUAUGGCUGAAUCUUCACACAACAAUAAAACGUUGUUUUCCAUUAGCACAUACUGUACACAAAUAAAUAACUAGAUGGAGAAAUGACUGCCCUUACAUAUGCACUUAUUACAGUGUAGUUGAUUAUUAAAAGAUUUUUAUUGUGGUAUUUGUAGAUACAUAUUGAUGUAUCUAGAUUGGUUAUGCAGCAAUGAUAAAUCUUGCAUUCUUAAUUCAAUUGGCAUACUCUAUGUGUGUUCAUAUGCUUUAUUGAGUGGAACAGGAGGUAAGGGUUAUUGAAAACACACAAUACAGGGAAGGUAUGCGAAUGUCAAAGGAAGCCAGUGUAUAAUCCGUUUCAACAGAAAUAUCUGAAAGUGCAGACUAAUGGGAAGGAUGAAAACUCAGGAAUCUAUAUGAACUGGGUUUAAAUAGAAAUUCGUCAAAUCCCCUUUCCAUUGCUUCCCAUGUGAUCCAAUAGGUGGACUGAAGGGAGACCUCAGUUAAUUCUAAAUUUGUGAAUUAAUGUUCAACUUAAUUAUUGUUAAGGUGUGUCUCAGACCUCAAGGCCCAUUAAUAAUGAUAGUGACAGUGAUGAUGACAGUCCACCAAGCAGACCUCAGAGACGUGUUCCAGCAUUUCACUCCUCAAGCCAGGAGGAUUCUAGUCUGGUGGUAAAAGGUAACCAACAAUACCUUUACACUAUGUUUCUAAUGAAGACUACUGUUACAUUAUGUACUGUGUGGUGUGAAAUGCCUUACGUUACAGCCUGGUUUCAAAGAAUAAAAUAGUUUUGGUUACCCUUCAUCUUAAACACUUGCAGUUGUGUAGAGUUCUUUUCCUCAUCCCUUUGUUUCCCAGCAAUAUUCUUAUUGAUAUUUCUACAACUUCUGUUUUACAAGUUGUGUGCAACGCUCUUGAAAGAAGGGAGGGUUUUGAAUUUGGCCUUCAGGAAUGAUGCAGGUGUCAAAAUGAAAGAACAUUAAAGAAUGUAGCUUUUCUUUCAACUGGGAAACAAAUUUUGCAAAGAACAAUUUUCCUUAAUGUUUUGAUUUCACAGAGAUGUGAAUUCCCAGAACUCAACUCAGAUAGGAGGAAGUUAUUAAAAAGUGCUGUCUGCUGGUUAAAAGCUGUUAAUUUUUAGGAAAGGAGCCAGGCAAUCAAGCAGUGUUCCAAAAUGGUGGCACCUGUUUUUGCAGUUUAAGCACAAUUGCAGCCAAUUUUCAAAAUUUUAGGUUCUUUUAUAAGAGGUGAAAUUAUGAAUUGUUUCUGAUGCAUGCUCUUCUUUCAAAUGUGAUUCAAACUUGAUGUUAUGUAUGACUCAGGUCCACUGAAAAGAAGAGGACCAUCACCCCAACCAAGAACAUCCUUAGGUGAGUUAUACUGCAGUGCUCACUUCACAAAAUUAGUGUUAGUUACAGAGGUAACUUAGCAUGUGUGUUGGUUUAAGAAGUCAAUGACUGUUUUACAGGAUAGAUCAAGUUAAGAAGUCAGUUAUUUGUUUCAUAAUUAAAUUAAUUGUUUCGCUGUCAAGAUGGAACUUCAUUACAAAGUGAUGACAUGGGUGAUGAUGAUGGCAUUGUUCCACAAAGGCGUGCUCAAGUAUCUCAAGAUCAGGAAGACUUAGUAGUGAAAGGUGAGGAUGAUAUUAUAUAAUGAUGACCAGUGAUUAUGGACAACAGAGAAAAUGUAUUUUAAAUCAUAUAAUGCAUUCUAAAUCCUUCCAAGAUUUGGUUUAGAAUGCCUUUGCCUAGCCUCUGUUGUUUGAGUGUGUCUUGUGAUUGUUUUAUGCAAGUGAACAAAAGACUUCAGCCAAAUUAGCUGGCAAUUAGCAGGUAAAGUAAACUGCAUUGACCAGAAACUUCAAAUGUAGCAGGGUUGAGUCUUCCUGUAAAAACAAUUCUAUGCUUAUAAAAUUUUUCUUUUCCAUAUGAUAUCCCACCCCUUCAUAUUACCCAUCACUCAACCUUUCUAUAGAAAUUUCUAUCUCUUCUUUACCAUUCUCUUUGAAAAUUAAUUUAAUGUGGUGGCUAAAGGUUUCAUGGAAAAAUAUUUAGCUCAGUCUUUCCAAAAAAAAACCUGUAUUGUGGGUUUAUUUGGUUUAGAGCCUAUUAACCUUCAAACCUUAGGAGCUCUACAGAAAACUAACAUUGUUUACUUCUAUGUAUGAUUACAAUUUGAGAAAAACAUAUGGCAUCGUAUCAGUCAAAUUACACACAUAUCCAGAUGAAAACUAAGAUACUUUUGCGUCCACUGAGUUUUUAAAGUUCAAACUAUUAAUUCAAAGUACAGUAACCAAUGUAAUUGUAGCAAAAUCCCAAAUUCGAAGACAUGAUUGUUUUUGGAAAGAUCCCUUUUCACAUAUGUUGAAAACCAGACAUGUCACACCUUAAUUGUGCUCACAUUUUCUGCUUGUGAAACAUUUAAUUUUGAUUAAAAUUUUAGGGCCAUUAAGGAGAAGAGGAGCUCCUGCACAAGCAAGACAACCAGUAGCAGCAGGUAAGAUACACAAGUAUAGAUAAAACUAGGAAAAAAAACAAGAUCUCUAAUUUUGAAACUUGUGCAGAGAAAAAUAUAGCUUCUCAGCAAUCUGGUUGAACAUUUUCAGUAGCCCUGCUUAACAUGUGCAUGAAAAAAUCUGAUUUUUGUAGUUGUUAUCCAUGAUGCAUUUUUAAAUUUAGAGUAGGGAGGUGUACAGCACAAAGAAUAUCAUUUGUUUAUAUUUUUAUUUGUGGUAGGUCCAUUGAGAAGGAGAGGUGAAUCCCCACAGCCCAGAGCUUCAUUGGGUGAGUUAAGAGAGUGUGAGAUUACUAACUUUGAUAGAGAGGUCCUGAAAUGUCAGCGUAUAUGAUUUGGGGUGAAAUGAUAGAAUCAAGACAUUUCACUUCAAUUUACUGUUUAAUAUAGCAAACACAUGUCUCUUCAAAUUGGCAGUGCACAGCCAAAACAUCUGUUUUGAUGAUAUCAUUGAAGAGUAAGUGACUAUGUGAAAUUGUCACAUUUGGUAACUUAUGUUGAUGGACUGCAACAUCACCAAUUAACUUUUAUCAUUCCGACUAUUCCAACAAAUAAGAUACUGCUUCACUGCAAAUUGAUGACAAUGAUACUGGAGGUGUAGUUCCACAGAGACGAGGCCAAGUAUCACAAGAUAAAGAAGACUUAGUGGUAAAAGGUCAGUACUUGUAGUAAAAUUGUGAGGGUCUAUUGGAAAUUAUAUUUUAAUAGUGUUUAAAGCCUAGCCUAACUUUUGAAUUCAGUUUAUGAUUCAAGUAAGUAGUGGAACUUAAAAAAUUCACUGUACAAAGACAGUUUUGUUUUCUUGCCACAAACAUUGUUGUGAUCAUUCACAAUAUCACUGCUUAUUGUAUCAGUAAUCAUUUUAGACAGCGUCUAAUGUGGUAUUUCAAUGAUUCUGUUGGCCUUUUAAUUUUAGUAACAACCUUUUAGCUGUGUUGUAUUGUGUUCCUUUUUUUUGGUGAUCUACACCUAUCAAUAGCUAAUGUUUUGAAUACUAUUUUUUGUACAGGAUUAGUGCGGAGAAGAGGUGCACCUCCACAGGCCAAACAACCAAUGGCAACAGGUAAGUUGUCAAACUUUCCCUGUCAAAGUUGAAUCUGAACACACAAUGAUCUUUAAGGGAGUAAUUAAUAAGGGUUUUUUUUUUUUUAAUUUGGCUAUGUAGGAGCAAUCCAAACAUAUAUGCAAGCUGAUAGUGAUGAGGAAUAUGUUCAACCCAGGAGACGUGUUCCAGCAACCAACAGUCAUCAUCAAGAUGAUUACAAUAGUUAGUAUUCAAUUAUGUCUUGUCAUAUAUGCAGUUGAGAACGGUUUUUGUUUCUAUCUGCAUGUUUCAUUUGUUUUUUUUGAAAAUAGUAUGGUAUAUGAAACACCCAAUUAUUGGUUGACAAGUUGUUACCAUUGUGUAACCUAUUAGGUCACCAAAGCAAUGCUGCAUCCCCUUGAAAACACCCUUAAUUUUGGCUUUGUGCCUGUAACCCCUUUUAAUCGUUGUAUUGCAAUCAGCAUAAUUAUAGUUUCAUCAUAAUGCUAAAUUAGAAAAGCUGUGAAGUAGGCUCAGAACCAACUGAAUUUUUUCUGAUACUGUAUGGUGGCUCCUAACCUACUCUACAAACAAAGCAAGCAAGUGAAUUUAAUGGCAUUUUUAAAGUAACUAUUCACAUUUCAGGAAUAUGAACGACAAAAUAGUUGAACUUCAUUUCGUGCAAUCCUUCGUGUGAUUUUAGAUCAAAAAGUACCAAUACCGUUCAGGUACCAUUAAUUACUUGUGUUUGAGUCGUCAGUCAGGGUUUGUUCUCAAUUUGUCACCAGAUUCUUGGCAGAGAGAAGACAUGAGACCAGACGAUGAUGUUCCCAUAGUAACAGCAGGUAUAAACAGCUCGACACAAAUCAAGAGGGAGUUCAUUUGUGAAUUCCUUGGUGAAACUUUUUUUUUUAAGAGCUCGCUCUUUGCUGAGCCUUCCGACGAACGUUUAGCACUAGUCUACAUUAAUCCAGAUGUGAUUGUCAUGACAACUGAAGAUCAGGGCUCAGUUGUUCGAAGGCCGAUUAGCGCCAACCCAGGGUUAAAUCUUAAACCAGGUUUCCUUAUUUCUCUAUUCAAGUGCCUUUUUCAGAAUAUUUCUUUAUUCUUUUAGAGCAUAUAAUAAUCAAAUCGAGACAAAAAGAAUUAAAACUUGAAAUCAAAUUUCACAUUAACCCUGGGUUAUCUUAACCCAACUUUGAACAAUCCGGCCCAGUGUUGUUGGAUGUUGCAUUCAUUCCCCGCAAGUUCAUUCAGGGUGGCAAGUGGUGUAAUUUUAACUUCAAUAGGUAAGAUAUCUUUAGUCGUUUCUUAUUAUGAUUUGCUUCUCCCCUUCUCAAGUGAGAAGACGUGAACCAAAUCAGGUCAGGAGACGUGAGCCAUCAGCCCGAUCACGGGUAGCGGAGGAUGUUGAAGUACGCAGGCGCAGUUUACCUCAAACUCCGACUCAGACAAGACCUGUUCCAGGCCAGGUUACUGCCAUUAGGCGACCAAACACACCUCCACACUCACCGUCACCAAGGAAACCGGUUACACCCAGAGCUGGUCAGCUAGCAGCACCGAGGUAUCAAAAAAUGUGCUCCUCCAAUACUCUACUUCACAUUUCUCCACAAGUUAUAAGCAAAAGAUGGUGUGCUUGUUUGCCUAAGUUUGUCUAGCCUCUUAUAUCAUAUAUCUAUCAUAUCUAUCUCUUUCUGAUUUACUUGUUGUGUUUUUUUUCUUUUGUUUUUCAAGGAGAAUUCCAACGCCUCGUGGAGUGAGCCCAGCGAGAUCCAAUGAUGGCGAGAGUUGGAGCGAAGGCUUUUACUAGCCACACCUUCCAGGAACGUUCCGGGUCACUUUCUCCGUUAGUUUGUUUGCUGCGGACUUAUGCCAUUUUAAGUUCUGGUGAAGAAGAAACUUUAUUUUGUUUUGACAAAGUUUUUAUUGCUUUAAGGUUUAAGGGCAACUAAGGGUGAUAAUGUCUGUGGUUGGUAUUUCUGUUUCUGUUGCUCUUUUUUCUGACAUUUUUAAGAUUACACAUUAGAUGCUAAGUGUUUUGAUAGAGGCGCAUAAAGGCCCCAUGUAGUGGAUGUAAUGACCACAGUGAAACUACGAUGAUGGAGUUAUUGCCGUGAAUGGCAAUUUGGUUUCGUUUGGUUUUAUUUUACUUGCGAGGAAUGAGCUGGGCACGUUGAAAACUUGAUGUUUUUUGUUUUUCCUAUGAAAGGUAGGUUACAAACACUCCAUUUGGUUUUCUGUCAAACCCAGUGACCAUUGUAGGGUUAUUUUGUAAAAUUUGUACAGAUUUCAUAGUUAUUGGUGCAGCUGUCGUGUCGCGCUUGUCCACGCAGGUAGUCAAUCAAGUCCCGUUUUUUUCCUGUACAUGAAUGGGAAAAGGAUUUGCGUUGCACUGAAUAAUAUUGAAUGGACAUCCACUUGAUAGAGUAUAGGAAAGAAGUGUGGUGGUUUGACGCCCGUCUAUCACACAUCAAGGCCAGUCAAGUCUUAAUUUGUGGCAACAGAACUUCGAUUACCGUUGUUAUUUGUUUCAUAAGAAACCCAAGCUGUUGGAAAAAAUAGGAACAAAAUAGUGCAUGGACGCAAUUAAAUAAAUGUUUUAUUAUAUCUCUCAGUUAGUACGUGCGCUAUGAUUGGUCAAUUAAGCGUGCCGCUAAAUUCAAAAGCGACCCGCCAAAUUUAAAGUUUUUUUGAAUUAACAUCAUCCUCUUGAACGGAGAGAUAUAAUAAAUAUUUUAUUUACCGCGUUUUCUUGGUCCAUAGUGUAAGUAACC